Exaiptasia diaphana is the source of this 2285-nucleotide messenger RNA. Its product is annotated as visual system homeobox 2. Bases 133 to 960 code for a protein of 275 amino acids. Gene Ontology annotation, molecular function: DNA-binding transcription factor activity, RNA polymerase II-specific; sequence-specific double-stranded DNA binding. Lineage: Eukaryota; Metazoa; Cnidaria; Anthozoa; Actiniaria; Aiptasiidae. Gene Ontology annotation, biological process: regulation of transcription by RNA polymerase II. The record is from RefSeq and is a predicted model, not a curated record. The transcript has 3 exons. Gene Ontology annotation, cellular component: nucleus.
AUUUCUCAGCUCAAGACAAUAGCUAAUUACCCCAAAACCAACGAUUAAACUGAUUACAACUAUAUUUAAGGCACAGUCAUUCACAACUGACUACACAACUAGUCCACAGCCUCGGACAUCACACAUCACAACAUGGACCGAGAAAUGACCUAUUGCUUCUCGAUCUCGCGAACGGAGGGAUUGACUCCUAUCAAACGCUCUUCAUUCGCAAUCCAUGACAUCCUUGGACUGGGGGAAAAAGACUCGAAGCCCAAAACCGAUUCGUUACUGCAGCAAGGUUCUCCAGAGCGCUCUUUUCAUGCCACCGUUAACUCAGCCCUCGACAUAAUACCGGAAAAAUUCUCUGAUCUGCGAAGCAGCUCCAAGAAUGAGCCAUCAAGCUUACUGGUAUCACAUGAAAAGCUCGCUGGCAAGAAGACAAAAAAGAGACGACAUCGCACGAUCUUCACAAACUUCCAGCUCGAGGAAUUAGAAAAAGCGUUUAAAGACAGCCACUAUCCUGAUGUUUAUGCAAGAGAAAGCCUCUCGAUUAAGAUAGACCUUCCAGAGGAUAGGAUCCAGGUUUGGUUCCAAAACAGACGUGCAAAGUGGCGAAAGAAGGAGAAAUGCUGGGGACAUAGUUCAAUAAUGGCCGAAUACGGUUUAUACGGGGCCAUGGUACGACACUCCCUACCCCUUCCUCCACACCUAACCCCAAGCACUGCCCCAUGGUUACUAGGAAUGCACAAGAAAGCAAAGCUUGCAGAAGAGACCGGCAAAUCCGACUCCAACGAGAUGUCAGAUAAAGUCGAAGAAAGUGAGGAAGACAGGCGGACAAACAGUAUCGCUUCUCUGAGGAAACGAGCACUUGAACACAUUACCAACAACUUCAAACAAGACCAAGAAAUUGCUGUUAAGAACAUAAAACAAGAACACGAAGAGAGAUGCGAUAGUCCUGUUUCACCAGCACUUUCAAUAUAAUUCUAGUAAGUUUACAAAUGAGUACAGAACAAAGUCAAUGUCAAAAUAGAAAGCGUUCUUUAGUGACCGGUAGAAAGAUGGGUGAUUUUGCACGGAUUCGUCCCAAAUUUCUGAAUAUUGCGUAAAGGAGAUCGCAAAACUCAACUAUUGCUUAAACCCGUUUCAAGUCGAACCUUACAUGUGUCUAAGUCAAUGAAAAUAAAGAAACAAAAGAGUAAAGUAACUUUACGCUGCUCUAGUGGGCGCAAUUCAGAAGAAAAUUUCCAGCAUCCCUUGUAAAAAUUUGACCAAUCAGACACAAAUUAAACUACACAAUCUAAGGAGAUUGGGUACGGAUAAACAUUUUCAGCUAACCAUCAACUUUAAAGAUUUCUUUGUCARACGUGAAAACGUACGGUUUGUUUAUUUAUGCACCUUUGUUCGAAUUUUUGGUUACCAUUGAACGGUUUUCGUUGUAAAUAAUMAAAUACUUACAGACUACAUAGAUCCGUUAACAGAAAUAAUAUAAUAAUUUYUGAAUGUCAGAAGGCUGUGCGCUUUGAUAAAUAAAUCCCGCGGCCUCACUGCACCCAUCUAGUGUUUCUCGUCGAUUGUAGCACUGGUUAAUUCAAUAGAGGAAUGCAUGGAAACUGAACCACAUGAUACUAUACGGAAUAAGUACAAACUUGUAAGUUAUAUUUGAGAACUAGAAAUAGAUACAUUUCUCGCGAGACGAUACAAUAGUCAUUUUUUACACUCAAAGGUUUAGCGCGGUAAGACAACUUGUUUUCUUUAAAAAUCUUAAGAUGUUUGAAGAAUAUGAUAGAGAAAGUGAGAUUUUAAAUUUAUGAAAACCUUUGUCAAAGGUACAACACUAAAACAAUGUUACAUUAUGUAAUUUUUAUAGGAUAUAUACAAUAGAUUUGUGAGACUUUAUUCAUUUUAUCUCAGUUGAUUAUUGAUUCCUGAAUUAAAUGACUUGCACCUUUUUUAUGUUCAUUAUAGACAAAUACUUGCAUGAUAUUUAAAUAAUCUAAAUUCGUUAAGAUUGGUUUAUAGAUUAAUUAUAUAAUCUUGCCUGUUUAAAAGUAAAAAAAAAAUGACGGUAAUCCUGUGGUAAAUGCAGCUAAGGAGGACUAGUUCUACUUUCUAUUUUAUUCCCCCAACAACUUAAUUACCACAGGAAAUCAAUUGGCUAAAGAAACCUCCUGUCAAAAAAGAUGGAAACUUAUUAAGAGGUGAACAUGUACAUAAUGUUAAGUAGAUAUUUAUACAUAAAUUCACUAAAAAUCAAUUCGAAAUUGUAAUGCAUCGGCAAAACGGCAAAUAAAUGUCAUUCUAUUCUA